This is a messenger RNA of Xyrauchen texanus (razorback sucker), 1818 nucleotides long. Its product is annotated as early growth response protein 1-B-like. The record is from RefSeq and is a predicted model, not a curated record. Gene Ontology annotation, biological process: regulation of transcription by RNA polymerase II. The transcript is spliced from 2 exons. Gene Ontology annotation, molecular function: DNA-binding transcription factor activity, RNA polymerase II-specific; RNA polymerase II cis-regulatory region sequence-specific DNA binding. Bases 115 to 1218 code for a protein of 367 amino acids. NCBI's taxonomy places the organism in Eukaryota, Metazoa, Chordata, Actinopteri, Cypriniformes, Catostomidae.
GCUAUAGGAGCUCUGCUUGCCGGGAAACAAGAAAAGGGAAUCCCAAAGCAUUCGGAAAUAUUUCCAAGGACAGUCCUUGUGGAUUUUGAUAUAUAGGCCUGUUUUUUGCACAUCAUGCUGAACACUGUGGACUUCAGUGCGCUGGAUUUCCUCUGCGCACAAACCCAGAGUCUGGAGGCACAAUCUAGCCCUCAGAUUCAACCUGAUGCUGCUCGCGGACUGUUGAAGCCCAAAGUGGAGCCACAGGAUGCCGGCUUUUCCGAGUGCUCCAGUGACGGCUACCCGCCGUCUCCACCGACAUACACCGGCGGUUUCUACACCGAGACCGGCCCUUGUAGCGUGGACGCCCUGCUCAGCAUCCUCGCCGAAAUCGUCGGCAUCUCCACGGCACCCAUUUCCGAGCUGAGCGCCGAAAACUUCUGCGGAAACUCUCGCGUCAACGCGUUGUCACGCCAGGAGUCGUUGCUAUCCACGGGGAGCUCGUUGGGUUCGCCGGAACCGUGCUGCAACGACUCGUCGGACGAAUAUAUGGACGGUUCGAGUGUCCAACAGUCUUUCCCAGUGACCGUUAAGGGCGAGUUCGGCAGCAGUUGCCAUGGCUGCGAUGUAUUCACUGGGUUCGGUACUCCAGAUAGUUCGCUCACGCACGAGCCCUCAGACCUGGAUGACAUCAUUGACUUGCUCUCUCCAUUGGGUCCCGAGACGGACUCCGUUAUGGACACGUGGAUCAAGCAAGAGCCACUGGAUCAGGUGCUCCCGCUAAACUACUCACCCAACUUCACUAGCUUUCAGAUUCCCGUUCCGACGCCAAGCGCGUUUGGACUCGGCUGCGCGUUCGACUCUCUGGUCGUAAAGAGCAAAGCGCGAUCCAGGAAGGGCGCGGCCCGCGAGAAGCCCUUCAUCUGCCCGAUGGAGAACUGCGACCGCAGCUUCUCCCGUUCCGAUGAGCUCAACCGUCACGUCCGCAUCCACACCGGCCACAAGCCCUUCCAGUGCCGCGUCUGCCUGCGCUGCUUCAGCCGCAGCGACCACCUCACCACGCACAUGCGCACGCACACCGGAGAGAAGCCGUUCUCCUGCGACGUGUGCGGCCGUCGAUUCGCGCGCAGCGACGAGAGGAAGCGGCACGGGCGAGUGCAUCUCAAACAGCGCGAGAGGAUGCAGCAGAAGACGGAACUGCUGGCCGCAUGCGCGUUUUCUCUUCCAGGACUUGUGUGAGCUCCAGGGACAGUGGUCGUGUUCCCGUUUGUCCCGCUUUGGGAAGUUUAUGGCUCAAGCGUAGCGCAGUUGAUGUGCGCGUGCAGGUGAGUGCUCGAGACACUGGGAGAGUUGAAUGGGACUGAACUGGUCGACUGGUGUUGUGAAGUGUUCAGCAUGCGAUUGAAAGCGACAAGACUCUGACUGUAUGAGAGGAACUGCCUGGGAAAGCCAGACUGUGCGCAACACUUGGACAUUACCUCAACGCUUUAUGUGUCAAACGUGCAACAACAACAACAACAACAGCAGCAGCUAAACACCACAGUUAACAGAGAUGUUGACAGAAAGAUACUUUGAUCACGAGACCAGAAGCUCAGAUGUUGUUUUGACAUUCUGUAUCUUGCAUGUCUCAGUCAGUAUGACGUAAACGUGUUUUGUUGUACACGCGCUGGCAUGCACCAUGUGAUCUGCGUCUUUGAAAUGGUAUUUUGAUACAUCACUUUAUAACCACACGAGAAGAGCUCUAUAUAUUUGUACAUUACUGAUUGUAAUUUUCUAUUGCUCAGUUUACUCAAAGAGUGAUUGUAUUCCACUUAUGUCUGGUUGGUUCUUGGGAACCUG